This is a messenger RNA of Sardina pilchardus (European sardine), 1543 nucleotides long. Its product is annotated as E3 ubiquitin/ISG15 ligase TRIM25-like. The transcript is spliced from 7 exons. Gene Ontology annotation, molecular function: zinc ion binding. Bases 79 to 1362 code for a protein of 427 amino acids. Lineage: Eukaryota; Metazoa; Chordata; Actinopteri; Clupeiformes; Clupeidae. The record is from RefSeq and is a predicted model, not a curated record.
UCUCGUUUUGCUGGAUGGCCUGAAAAACCGCGGUUGCUAACUUCUAUCCGAGGGGUGGCUUUGGUUUAGCUGACACACAUGUCAGAGUUUGAAAUGGCCAGAGUUUCAGUGUCUCAGGAGUUGAGCUGCUCCGUCUGUUUGGAUCUACUGACAGACCCGGUGACUGUUCCCUGUGGACACAGUUUCUGUUUGAACUGCAUCACCGGCUGCUGGGAUCAAGAAGACCAGAAAGGUGUUUACAGCUGCCCCCAGUGCAGAGAGACCUUCACUCCAAGGCCAGCUCUACGCAGAAACACAAUGAUGGCUAAUGUUAUGGAGAAACUGAAGUCGGAUGAUCUAACCAUUGCUAAGGAGGACUCUUGCUACACCAGGCCAGACGAUGUGGAGUGUGAUUUCUGCACUGUGAGAAAACAUAAAGCCAUCAGGUCGUGUCUAACAUGCAUGGUCUCCUAUUGUGAAGUCCACAUUCAGCCUCACUAUGAAGUGCCUGGACUAACCAGGCAUCAGCUGGUGAAUGCCACCUCACAGCUACAGGAGAAGAUCUGCUCUCAGCACAACAGGAUCAUUGAGGUGUUUUGUCGCACGGAUCAGAAGUUAAUCUGUCUGUUGUGUAUGAUGGACGACCACAAUGGACAUGAAACGGUCUCUGCCGUAGCAGAACAAACUCAUAAGCAGAGUUUGUUGCUGCAGAUGAAGGGAUAUAACCAAUGCCAUGUCCGGGAGAAGGAGAAGGAGGUGGAGGAGGUCAAACAGGCUCUGGUCUCUCUGCAGGCUUCAGCACAGACAGCUGUUGAGGACAUGGACACGAUUUUCACUGGGCUGAUCAGCUUCAUGGAGCAAAAAUGUUUUGAGGUGAAGGUGUUAAUCAGAGCCCAGGAGAGGGCAGAGGUGAGUCGAGCUGAAGGACUCCUGGAGCAGCUGGAGCUGGAGAUCACUAAACUGAAGAGCAGAGAUGCUGACAUGGAGAAACUUCAGCCAAUCGAGGACCCCAUUGAUUUCCUCCAGAGUUUCCAGUCACUCCUGUCCUCCCCAUCUGUUGCUGAGACCGUUGCCAAGGUGACAUUUGAACCACAGUUCUCCUUCUGUGAAGUGAUGAAAUUAGUGUCUCCAGCUCUGAAGGAGAAAACUAAGGAGUUUCACCAAGCAGUACACAAUGUCACAGGCUUCAUGAAGGGGGACAGGGUCAAACUGAAGGCCGCUGAGGAUGUCCGCAGGGGCAACAGUGGAUACAGAGUCCUCGAUUACGUCACAGUCAGAAGUGAGGGGGUGAUCAGACAUAUCAGAGAGUCAGAUGUGACCGUGGACUUCCUUGAAGUUUCUGCCUGGAAUGGUAGUGUGUCGAAGAUUAAUCUGGUACUCUGACACAUGAUGCAUAAUUCAAAUAUUCUAUAUUACAAUUCCAUAAUAUCAUAAUUUUGUUAUGUUAAGUGUAUAUUUUUGCCACACACAAGAGGGAGACUUGACACCCAUAAGUCAGUAAACUUGUUUUUUUCCUCCUGAAGGAUUUGUGCCUUAACAAAAAUCUUGUAUUAUUAAUAAAUAA